This is a messenger RNA of Drosophila subobscura, 9280 nucleotides long. RefSeq lists its product as uncharacterized. Lineage: Eukaryota; Metazoa; Arthropoda; Insecta; Diptera; Drosophilidae. Gene Ontology annotation, molecular function: neurexin family protein binding; signaling receptor activity. Gene Ontology annotation, cellular component: synapse; postsynaptic membrane; cell surface. The transcript is spliced from 12 exons. The record is from RefSeq and is a predicted model, not a curated record. Gene Ontology annotation, biological process: chemical synaptic transmission; synaptic vesicle endocytosis; neuron cell-cell adhesion. Bases 929 to 5347 code for a protein of 1472 amino acids.
AGGAAACAGUUGCAGUUUGAACGUCGAUCGUGUCGCAUGUGUGGUUCUCGCUCUUGGAUCGUGCCCCUCGUUUCGCUUUCGUUACGUUUUCUUUUGGGGGGACAUCACAGAAGUGCUCUUAUUCUGAACUCAAAUAAAUCUUGUGCGUGAUCCAAAAAUAAAAACCCGGUAAAAAGGGGGACAAAAACAACAGAGCGUGCCAAGAAGAUUCCCCCUGAAGUCAAAAUCGAAAAGUGAAAAUGUUUUCGGUACAAAAAAGUUAAUCAAACUUAAUGAAAAAUCUAGGGAAACGCUUUUCAAUCAACGAUAAAGCCGAGUGACAAAGAAAAAUAUCUGCGAAUGUGUUUGGAUGCGAAAGUAUCCGUCAAAAGCUAUCUGCCAAUUUGUUAUUUUGUAGCAGAUCAAAGAUUCAAAUAUCCGUGUGGGGGCCAUAAAGCAAAUCAAGUGGAAAUUUAUUUGUUAAAGGCACAGAAAAGCGUGUGGAAAAGACAGAAAUAAAAUGCGUGUGGCAAAAAGGAAAGAGGAAACUUUUUGUAGCCAAAUGAAAUGAAAGGUACAAAAGAGAAAGUUGCAAGGAGAAAGCGAGUGGACAAAGAAAUCCGAAUGCUAAACAUUUCAAGUAAAUAAACUGAGAAGUAAAACUACUACUAUGAAUAAGACUCAGAAAAAUCUAAGGAAAAUGUGAGCGAUUCGCUUGGACACAACAAACGAAGAUAAACAAGAAGAAAAAGUACAAUUAACAUCACGAGGAAAACACGCAAAAGACAAACAACCAAACGAAACACAAACGGAAUGUCCGGAAAAGUUGGAAGAGAAGUAAAAGUAGCAAAAGUGUAAGACUUAAAUUAAUACGGAAAAAAUAAACAAAAAUAGCCUCAGCAUUAGGAGGAAAAUCUCGUUUACCCCAAAGACUCCGAAAAACAAAGUCAUGAAGUUCCGUUUAGCAGCAUUUUGGCUAUUUCUGUUGACAGCUGGCAGCGACUGUGGCAGGGGAAAUCACAAGCAAUUAAGCCUUGAUUGCUGCCUGGGGCAUGGUCAUGCCCCUACAUGGGGUGUGGCGGCUGCAGCAGCAGCAGCUGCAGAAUCAAUCCACCCAAAAGACAGCGACAACAACGACAAAGGAAAUGAACUGGAAAAUGCAAUGCAAUUGCGUACAACCUCAAAGCAAAAGCGAACGGAAAGGCAAACGCAGGUUAUUGGGGACAUCACAACAGGGGCCACAACGAGAGCAACAGCCGCAUACCAAACUGCAGAGGAUGCCACAACAUUGUCGACGGCAUCCAAAUCAAUUGGCCAUCAGGCAGUGCGACGUGCCAAGGACGCCGCUUCCAUAGCUGGAAUCCAAAAUUUGGAGCUUCAUUUAAAGCAGAGUGUGGCAAGGCUCUUCACCAGCGAUGAAGAGUCCAGCGAGGGUCCUGACGUUGAGAGUGACAUCAGGACAGCCUCAAUAUUGGUCACAGAUUCAACAGCCACAGCAGCCACAGGCACAGCUACAGCCGCAGCCACGACGGUGACCACACAUCAUCCUGGACGGCGACAUGUGGUACCCGAUAAGCUGCAGUAUACCAAAGAGAUACAAAUCAAGCAGGGUCGCCUCAUGGGCAUUACACGUCGCUUUCAGGUCACGAGCGGCCUACGGGAGGUGGAUCAGUACCUGGGAUUGCCCUACGCAGAAGCCCCGACAGGCAAUCGAAGGUUUAUGCCGCCAGGUGCGCCAUUGCCAUGGCAGGGCCUGAAGAUAGCGCGUCAUUUGCCCCCAGUUUGCCCACAAAAACUACCGGAUCUGACGUCUCAUGGCAGCGUCAACAUGUCACGGGCCCGUCAUAAGUAUUUGAGUCGACUCUUGCCUUACCUGCGGUCAGAGGGCGAGGACUGCUUGUAUCUGAAUCUGUAUGUGCCUCAUGAGGAGCCCUUGGUUGCCCCCAAACAGUAUGCAGUGCUGGUCUAUCUACACGGCGAAUCCUUUGAGUGGAACAGUGGCAAUGCCUAUGAUGGAUCCGUCCUCUCCAGCUACGGCGAGGUGAUUGUCGUCACAGUAAAUUAUCGAUUGGGUGUAUUAGGCUUCCUCCGACCCAGCAUUGAUGCCCAUAAUAUAGCCAACUACGCGCUACUCGAUCAGAUAGCGGCUUUGCAUUGGAUCAAGGAGAACAUUGGCUCAUUCAAUGGCGACAAUACGCGGGUGACACUUAUGGGUCAUAGCACGGGUGCGGCAUGUGUCAAUUAUCUAAUGGUAUCGCCCGUGGCCUCAGGUCUCUUCCAUCGCGCCAUCCUCAUGUCGGGCUCUGCGAUGUCCGACUGGGCAUCCAGCAAUCAGUCUUUGCAAUUGACAAUGCAAAUCGCCCAUGCCCUAGACUGUCCACUGAGCGGCGGCGACGACCAUUUCGAUGCGGAUGACGAGGAUGCCCUGCUCGAUUGCUUGCGCCAGCGUCGGUACCAGGAUAUCUUGCACAUACCAACAUCGCUUCAACAAUUUUCAACAUCAUUGGGUCCAAUUGUCGAUGGACAUGUAAUACCAAAUCAACCGUACAAGGUCAUGGGGCAUUAUACGGAGCAUUUCAGCCGUUAUGAUUUAUUAUUCGGCAUCACGGAGUCAGAAUCCUAUCACACACUGGCCGCAUUAGCACUCGAGGAAGGAUUACGUGAAAAUGAACGCGAUAAUUUAUUACGCUUCUAUAUGCAGAGUCGCUUUGAUGUACGCCCCGAUUUGGCAUUGGCUGCCACGCUAAAGAAAUACCAGGACAUGUACAACAAUCCGAUUAAGGCCACUAAUUUGGAGCAUCGUGAUGUGGUGCUGGACAUUCUCUCCGAUGCCCGUGUCGUUGGGCCUCUACUGCAGACGGGAAUGUUCCAUGCGGAUGUCAAUCGGCGCAAUUAUAUGUACGUAUUUGGCCAUAACAGCGCAACGGGACCGUAUGCCAACCUACCGCAUAGCAUUAUGGGCGAGGAAUUGGCGUUUAUCUUUGGUGCGCCUCUGGCUCCCGCAGGUCCUUUUCCCAGCCAUAACUAUACGACGCAGGAAAAGCUGCUUUCCGAGGCGGUAAUGGCAUAUUGGACGAAUUUCGUAAAGACAGGCAAUCCAAAGGCGCCUUGGAAGGGUAUAUUCUUGAAUUCUCACGCCCUCGAAUGGGAUCGCUAUGACCUCGACUGGCCAGAGUUUAACAAGCGAGCACAGGCCUAUCUCAAUAUUGGAAUUCCACCAACAGUGGGCUACAAGUAUCGACAGAUUUACAUGAAUUUCUGGAACAAAGAGCUGCCCGAUGAACUCAAUCAAAUUGCAGCAUUGCAGGAGCAGCUGCAUCCCGGAAAUGAGGUGAUUACGGGUCACAUGAGCAAGUACGGGCCACGGGACAAUGGCGCAGAGGAUCCAGUGCGUACGCUGAAGCUCCUGCUCCAGGAGCCCAGUCUGGCCAACAGUCCGGACUCUACGGAAACGGCAGCGGAAAAUAUGUACAAUGCACCGCCCACCUUCGGACAUGUGAUGCACAAGCAGCAGCCGCAUCAGCCACAGCAGGAAGAGGACUUGGAAGUUACUUCUGCCACAAAUCCAAUGGAGGACCAACCGGAGACGGUGGCCAAAUCGGAGACAACGUUGCAGCUACUAAUUGCAUUGAUAGCCUUGAUUAUUGCACUGAAUGUUAUCAUCUACGGGACUUUUCUGAUGCGACAGCGUCGCAAGAGAGCCAAAAUGUUGCCGUUUCCAGCCCCUAAGCUGAACGGGAAUAUCCUCAGCUACGACGGAGCCAACGAUGAUGAGCUGAAGCGUUGCAGCAAGUCGCGGGAUGGGGAUGAUAGCUACAUCAUGGACAUGGCACGCAAGUCCAACACUUAUGAGGCCAUCAAAACCGGUCAGCGGUCGCCCAUCAAUGGGUAUGCAAUUCAGCGGCAGCUCAGCUGCUCGACGGUCGAUACCCACACGAAGGUGUGCGAGUGGAUGUCGGGACAGGAGCUGCCAAAGUCCGGCAGCUUUGCCACUCCCACUGCGACGACACCGCCUGCAGUGCUGGCUGAUGGCAGGAUGAUCAUCUGCCAGGACAUCGAAGUGGCGGAUGCUGCUCUUCUGAUCCCACAGCACAUGCACGAACCGCAGCACUACGAAAUGCUGCUCCAGCGACAGCAUUCGGCACUCACCGAACCGAGCGAGGACAUCCUCCAGCAGCAGUUGCAGCAGACGCCACUGCACCAGCACACCCACUCUGAUCCUGUGGACAUGAUUCUGGCAGCCGAUGAGCAGGUGACAAGCUUCGUGCAUGCCGACGAUGUCGACAUUAAUGUGACGAGUCGCGAUGAGAAUUGUGGCCUGGAAUUGGCACCCCUGACGGCUGCCCAGCAGCUGGAGCUCCUACGCCAGCGUAACUAUCCCAAGGUGCUGCCCACUGCCCAGGACCUUAGGGACAGCCGUGGAAGCUAUAAGCGGAACUCCUUGCCGCCGCAGAACUUCAGUGCCCCAAUGCCACUACCGCGCACUAUUAGCAGCACUUUGGGGCGACGGCGACGUGACAGCAGCAACAUUACCACAUCGCCACUGCAACUGGCGCAAGAUCUGGCCGGGGAGGAGGAACCCGGGGAGCCGCAGAUUACCCAGAAUACACUAAUCUUCGGUCCCAUUGUGCCCAAGUCGCCGGCGACCUCGUUAAAGCGACAGAGACGGGUGCCUGAAGCGACAGCACCGACGACAGCAGCAGCAGCGGGAGCAGCGGCAGCGACGGCGGCGGCGAUGACAGCACUAAGCGGAUCCUUCCAAUCCUUUGAGUCGGUGCCGCCGGCUCAUGAGACCACACCGCCGCAGGGCGGUGAGCGUACCGAAUGCAUUUACUCGAUUGAGGCGAGUCCUGGGGCGUGUCCAGGGAACGAUGGGACGAGCUGGUCGGCUCCCAAUGGCGAUUUGUAUGCGCAGCCGAUGAAAUCUCCCUCCAGGACAUCACUCAUCCCGCGCCUUACCCAGCAGCAGCAGCAGCAGCAGCCGUCGCCACAUCAUCAUCAUCAACAGGGAGUAGCUUCAGAAGGAGGAGAGACAGCAGCAGUGCCUGGAGGAACAUCAUCAAUGCCCACCGUAACACCAACCCGCAUACCUCAAUUGCUGCAGCGUCAGGCUUCCGGCAAGGAUUUGCGAACAGCAAACACCGCAAAUCCCCUGGCAAGCCAACAACUACAACAACAACAGCAGCGAACGGACUCAACAAUAUCAUCCGGUUCGUCGGCUUCGGCGGCAUCAUCAGCAUCAUCCACAGACUCAGCCUCCACAUCGGCAUCAUCUUCCACAUCCUCAUCCUCAUCCACGAACACGGUUCGCACCGAAUUGCAGCAGCAUUGCCAGCAGACUGGCAAAAGUAUUACGACCAAUAUAUAGGAAAACCCAACACCCAGGAGGAAGCAGGGACCUGAAGCCAACAACCGGCAGCCAAGAAGUUCUUCAAUUUAACGCCGGAGACAAAGAGUGAGAGACAGUGUUAGAAAGGAUGAAGGUCCCGCUGUGGCCGCAUUGCGGCGGACGAGGAGCAGCUACUCCGACAGCUGCCUGCCAAAUGCCUGCCCUGGCCAGGCCCUCUCCGAAUCUCCGUCUCUCCGUCUCUCCAUUGGGGUCCACGCACACAGGCUGUCGGAAUUUUAUAGAGCUUGCGUAAAUUUAAUAAUACAUUUUGGUAUAAAGUUUAUCUUUGACUUGUCGGUGGUGGCGGCGAUGGCGGUUAGGAGCUUCGACUGCAGUUCUAUGUGCCCUGAAAGGAAAGUUUUCUCCCAUCGUAAAUUAGUUCCGAGAAUUGCAGAGAAUAUUGCAGCAAAAUGUUGCAGUAGCAAAAGCAUAUCGAUAUAAGCAGAGAAAGUCUCAUCAAAUCAGAGUAACUUUCGAGUGAUGAAAGGAGCAUCUAAAUGGGAAAUAUCCCUGAUAACUAGCAAAUAGAUUGGUUUAUGGAUUCAAGUGGAAAUUAUAAAUAAGAAAACAAGUCAUAAUUUUAUACAUUACAAAUCACAGUCAUUAUUCUGAUUUAAACCAAAGCAAGGCAUCCACAAAGUGUACAGCGUAUUAUAAGUUAAAUGUUCUUUCUAUAAAAUAAAAUUAGGUUUCUUGCCAUAAGAUAACACACACGAAAACACACACAAAAUACUCAUCGAUGAAGCCAAUUUGCAUAUGGCUGAUUUUUGCAUUUGUUUCCCCUGACAACCGACAGAGCCAGAAAUUGCCAAUAACAAUGCCUGCAUUUUGGCACUUCCACUCCACGCCACACCACACACACAAAAGUUGUGUCAACUAUUGUUGCCGGCAAUUUACCAAACAAAAGCUGCUUACGAAAAGGCAGUUCUGCUUGGGAAAUACACUUCGAGAGGAUGCUCUGAUUUUGAGGAGAUGAAUGCAACUGUCAAGGGGCUACAUGAUUGAUUAUUUUAAUUUGGUAUCCCAACAUCAUAUACUGGCUUCCUUUCCACUCUGAUGAUCGCUCUAUAAAAACUUCAAUGAACAAUGAAUGCAUCUUCGAAGUGUAUCUGUAAAUUCUGCUUCAAAGUCUAGUCUUUUGUUUCUGCUUUCCUAUAUUCUUUCUGCUUCUGCCUCCAAUACUCUCGCAGGAGCAGGGCCAAGGCAAUUUCGUGGUGCCUGCCAACUUAAUUUGCCACAAAAUUUCAACAGCAGCCACUACUCACUGGAGCACUCCCUGUAGCUUUGUUGCUCUGGAGUCUGGGAGUCGCAUCAAAAUCAGUUGAAAUGUCAACAUUUCUGUAGCUACACAUAUUUCGAAUAUUUGCCAUUUCCCGCAUAGUUGUUAACUCUUUCUCCACUUGGCUGUUUCUGUUUCUGACUCGGCCACCCCGCCAUGACAUCAAAGUUGUCGCCGCCGCAGAAUAGUUGUGCGUUUUGUUGCUCCAAGCUUAGGACCAUAUCCUGCAGGAUUUACUGCCUCUGCCUCUGCCGUUGCCAUAGAUGAAAGUUUUCGUGGGCCCGGGUUUUAUGCCUUAUUCCCUUUGUGGCACAUCACGGUUUUCUUUUUUUUUUUUUUUGUUGGUUUUUGCUCAGAGAUUGAGUUAUUGUGUCGUUUCGCUUUUGGGUCCCUUAUGCAAAUUGUUGUCUUCAAGUUUUUUCCUGCUUGUUUUGUUGUUGUUGAUUCUAUAACAUUUUUAUUGUCCCUUUACGCAGGUUUUGGCACUGCACAAAACAUCGAAUGGCAAAGUUUGUCGCGAACUAAAAUUGAAAAUUCUACUGCCCCUCAAGAAAUGUUUCCCCAGAGAGAGAGAGAGAGAGAGAGAGAGAGAGAAGCAAGUGCGGGGGCGCUGCGAAAGUCGUAAUUAAAUUGUUUGCCCCAUUGGAUUGUUUUUACGCUUUCAUUUUGGCUCUCUCUCAGUUGGCCCUCUGUUGGUCCUUUUUGUACGAAUAUUUGUUUGCACACUAAUUUUGUUAAGGAAUGAGGACAGACCCUUUGAGCAAGCGGAACAUCGCUUACUUAAUUAUGAGAAAAGACCCCGUCUGGAGCCAACUAAUUGAGCAGCAUAAGACCCGAAGAGUACUUUGCAUGCGGGGUGCUCCUAUCAGGGUUAUUUGAUCGGAAUGUUCAGGACAUAAAUUGAUAUAAUGGCCUCGAUAUGAAUGGACACCCACUGCAAAAAGUGCCGACGUUUGCGUGCACUUCAAAGGCAAAACCUUAUAUGAGAUCUCCAUGCUUCCAGCACCCGCUCCCGCCCCCGCCUGUCUGCCUGUCUGUCCAUCACAGAGUGUUUUCCCACUCAAGUCUGGGCAUGCUGUUUGUAAUUUUCCUCAAUUGGAAAAUGCCUUGCGGCGCUUUACUCUUUCCUCAAGUUCUUCCCUCUGUGCUUUUCUUUCUCUUUCGCUUUUCUUUCAUACUUUCAUGCCAUGUACUCGUAUCGUUGGUGUAUUUUCUUUUGUGGCAGGCAUUCCGUGCUGUCUGCUGAAAAGUGUAUGAAAUAGUCCUUAAAUUGAAUAAACCCAGAGAUAACUUUUGUGGCAAGUUAUAAAGUGCUAAAUGGAAGUUUGUUAGCUUGAUAUGCCGUGUAAUGGAAUUGCCAAUCCCCGUUCUCACUUUGAUACAAGUGAAAAUUCUGGGGAAAAUGAAAAGCAAACAAAAGCAAUUGAAAAGACAACAAAUCUGGUCGCUUUCAAGGCAAUCCACGAGGACAUGGCUAAUUCCAAAGACUUAAUCACUUCACCGCAGGGCAAAAACACUUACACACCAUUAAAUAUGUAACUUUCGAAUCAAUUUGGUAGAUAUCCACAGGGCUGAAUAAUUCAUAAACUACUAACAGAAACUAUAUUACAGACAUAUUUGUGCUUGCAGAAACAACCGCACAGGCCAAAUAAUUUGGACCCAACAAAUCAAAAGCCACAGCCACAGAAAAACCAAAACAAAAAUGAAGAAAAACCAAACUACGAGUACGAGGAAAUUCCCAAAAGCAGCUCCACACAGUCUGCUCCUCUGAAUAUUUCCGUAAAUUUGCUGACAACCACAAAUUAGAGCAACUCAAGAGUAUAUUAAAGUCAAAUAUGCAGAGGGCUGUACUGGAAGUUUCAUAACCCGAAUGUAAGAGACAACUACUCCUCGUACUGUGAAUGCCUCCAUGGAGUAUGAAACUUCCAGGAGACUCCGACUGGCAACAAUUCAUGCAUUAAUACAUAACGUUCUGGUCUCUGAUUUGAUUUACUGUUUGGGGACUCUUGUUGUUUGGGUCAAAUAAGGAAAGGAAAAGGCAGAAACAAAUGAAAACUUGUGACAGGAAAACCAAAAAGCAAAAAAAAAUAACAAAAAACACGUAAAAUAUCUUUAUCCAAUAUUUUAAAUUGGAUCAUUUUUGUAAAUAUUAAAACUUUUGUACAAUUACGGCAAAUUGACAACGACAUGCAUAUGCUAUGUACGUAUAGCGCCUCGAAACACGUUUUUUUUCAUUGUUAAUUAAGCAGCUUAAAUGCAUCAUCACUAAUUAAUGUACUUAAUAAUUAGUAUUAUACAUACGUUUAUUUAUACAUACAUUUUCCGCACCACAGUGACCAUGAAACGAAAGGAUUUGCUUGCUCUUCAAUAGCCUUAAACAAUAAACUGGUUAAACAUUCCACAAACCAAACAGAUGGGAGAACCAACAAAUACAUGUAUGCAAAUUAUGUUUCGUUAUUUUUAGCCCCUUGACGUUUGUUUGACUUUUUAAUGAAAAUUUUAAUAAUUUAAUAGGUGCCAGACGAAAAACACAAUGGACACACAGCAAAGUGUAAAUAAUUUAUAAUCCAAACAAUUAUUGUAGCAAUGUAACAUUUCACAAAUAAAAGGGAAAAGGAAAAGGAUAACUUUUG